Molecule: messenger RNA, 404 nt
Organism: Pseudomyrmex gracilis
Lineage: Eukaryota; Metazoa; Arthropoda; Insecta; Hymenoptera; Formicidae
Gene: RpL29
Product: 60S ribosomal protein L29-1
Exons: 4
Coding region: 128-349 (73 amino acids)
Biological process (GO): cytoplasmic translation
Cellular component (GO): cytosolic large ribosomal subunit; ribosome
Molecular function (GO): structural constituent of ribosome
Source: RefSeq, a predicted model, not a curated record
UAUCAGAGUGCGCUGACAUCGCUCCAGGUUUGCAGCGAACACGUGAACUUUCUCUCGAGAGAGACUUCCCUUUCCGAGGAUUUCUGACUGUGGUGUUUCCAAGAACGUGGUAAAUCAAGUCUGAAGAAUGGCUAAGUCAAAGAAUCACACUAAUCACAAUCAAAAUAGAAAAGCACACCGAAAUGGCAUUAAGAAGCCUAAAAGGUACAGGCACGAAUCAACUCUUGGUAUGGACCUGAAAUUUUUGAGGAACCAACGUUUUGCAAAGAAACAUAAUCUGAAACCGAAAGCUCAGUUAAAGAGAGCAGAACAGCGAAAGGCUCUUCGCGAAGCGAAGAAAGCUAAAUAAAUAUGCUAAUUACCAAUUUUUAAAUAAUUUAAAAUAAAGAAAAAAUUACUUUUAA